Aspergillus alliaceus is the source of this 3738-nucleotide messenger RNA. RefSeq names its product putative RNA binding protein Jsn1. The record is from RefSeq and is a predicted model, not a curated record. Lineage: Eukaryota; Fungi; Ascomycota; Eurotiomycetes; Eurotiales; Aspergillaceae. Gene Ontology annotation, molecular function: RNA binding. The transcript is spliced from 3 exons. The coding region runs from base 1 to 3738 and encodes 1245 amino acids.
AUGUUACCUGUUUCACGACCCGAGGGUCAUAUGAGCCUCAAUUAUAUUCCCACCACCCAACCGAUGUCUGGGACAUCCACGGGGCGCAGCUCCCCGAGUGAUUUGUCCGCCGCCGCCGUUAAGUCGCCCUUUGGACCAAGCGGCUUAAAUGGCGCUGCAGGGUCAAUCGGAAAUGCGAGGCUAGGGGCUGGAUCCCCUUCUCAUGACCUUGGAGCUCGCCUAUACUCGAAAAGGGCACGAGAGAUUCAGGCAGAGGAGGGUGUCUCGCCAAGUAUCUGGGGUCCUCCUACCAGUGGCCAUUCCACGCCGCUGCGCGAAAAUAUCCCCGAGUCUCCCAGCCAAGAGGGUUUCCCUGACUUGGUGCCCACCUCGAGUGGCUCAAUCAAUAGCCCUGCCCGGAGAGCUAGAGCUGGCACUGUACCCUCCAGAUUCUCUCCCGUUGGUGCGCUCAAUGAGGCAAGCCUCCAACAAUCUUUUAUGUCUCAAACUUCCCGGCCCACGCCAUCAACUAGCCCUUUUCGCCCCUCUGGUGUUCCUGGAAUCGAUACGGGCGUGACUGCUGCUCCUGUUGCUACUGCAAGGGGUGCAGGUUCCUUGUCGCGUCUUCGAGCUGGCUCAAUGCCGCAGAGAGCGAAUUUCCUUGGGUCGUCCAGCCCUUUCGGACCAUCCCUAUUCUCUACUAGCUGGACUACGGGCCGCGAUCGGGCGACUACCCUUACGAGUAUCCGGUCUUCUGAGGGGCCUACUUCCCCCAGCCAUUCGUCCUUUUCGAGAGAUGGACUCACGGAUACCGAUGUUAAGACCCUGGACUACCUGGGUCUUGCUGAGACUCCGCAACAAGCACGGGCCACUCUUGCGCGACCCUCUGUGGAUAUGCUUCUCCAACAGCAGCAGCAGCAACAGCAACAGCAAGCUUCUACCUUGCCGCCGUUACUGGCAGAACUGGCUAUGAUGAAAAAUAACAAUAGAUUUCGAUCAUACUCCGUGAACGCCAAAGAAAAGUAUGCCGACGAUGAGGACCUCGAGUAUGAAAGUCGCUACUCACAAAUUCCUUCGGGUACUGUUACACCUUCUGCCGCUGCAACUGCCGCCCAUCUGGCUGCUACCCAGGCCCAGAUCCAUCAACACAACUUGGCCGUCCAAGCAUUUGCUAACCAUGCUUCCGCUAACCGGCCGCGGGCUAGGACUGCGGGAAUAUUGGAGGCCCCUCCCCAGCGGUCCUCAAUUCGCAACUAUCUAGCCACCCCUUCGCGCCUUGAGAAUAGCUUUAGCGCUGCUGAUCUGAAUAUUGCAGAGAGUGGAGAAUAUGACGAGUUGUCCGAGGCUGUGCAGCUGAUGCAUUUGGGUGGAGGUGGCGCUCCUAAUCUGGGCAUGCGGCAAGGCGACGUAGUUGAUGAAAAUAAUCAGGACGGUCCGACGCGUGCCUUAUGGAUUGGCAGCAUCCCAGUCUCCACUACUAUCACUUCUUUGGCGGCCAUCUUUAGCAGAUAUGGUAAAAUCGAAUCCACCCGGGUCCUGACGCACAAGAACUGUGGAUUCGUCAAUUUCGAGCGUGUUGAGAGCGCUAUCCAGGCUAAAUCGAUCCUCAACGGCACAGAGAUUUUCCCUGGCGCAGGGCCGGUCCGAAUUGGAUACGCUAAAGUUCCUGGCACUUCUGCCUCUACUCCUGGGAUUAACGGCAUUCAAUCUUCUCCGACUCCUGACCCUAGCGCUAAGUCGAGCGCUGCUGAUGGCAUGGAAAGCUCUGAUUCUGGGACCGUUGUUCCGCAGAUACCUCCCCUGCCCGAGCUUCAAUCGGAGAUGGUGCAGAUCGUUAAGGAAUUUGGCGCUACUGACGAAGACGCACUAAGUAUAACUGCUAGUAUUCAACAGGCGAUUGCUUUCCAGGCAUUCGAAGACGAGAUUCCUCCAAUUCCUGAGCCCAGUCAAACCAGAAUGUUCGAUGCUCCACGUCUCCGUGAUAUCCGCAAGAGAAUUGAUAACGGUGCAUGCUCGGUUCAGGAGAUUGAAGAGACUGCAAUCUCGAUGCUACCAGAGAUUGCAGAGCUAUCCUCUGAUUAUCUGGGUAACACCGUUGUGCAAAAGCUUUUCGAAUUUUGUUCGGAACCGAUCAAGGAGCAAAUGCUUGUUCAGAUUGCGCCCCACCUCGCUGAGAUUGGUGUUCAUAAGAACGGUACCUGGGCUGCACAGAAAAUUAUUGACGUUGCCCAGACUCCAAAUCAAAAGAAUAUGAUUGUGGAUGCACUCCGCCCAUACAUCGUUCCACUUUUCCUUGAUCAAUACGGAAACUACGUCCUUCAAUGUUGCCUUCGUUUUGGCUCCUCAUUUAAUGACUUCAUCUUUGAGGCCAUGCUGAGCCGCAUGUGGGAGGUCGCCCAAGGACGGUUCGGGGCUCGGGCUAUGAGAGCUUGCCUCGAAAGUCACCAUGCCACCAAAGAUCAGCAGCGCAUGCUUGCGGCCGCAAUCUCCCUCCACAGUGUGCAGCUUGCGACAAAUGCUAACGGUGCGCUAUUGCUCACGUGGUUCCUCGACACUUGUACUUUCCCUCGCCGCCGAACUGUGCUUGCUCCGAGACUCGUGCCGCACUUGGUGCAUCUCUGCACUCACAAAGUUGCGUAUUUGACGGUUCUCAAGGUCAUUAACCAACGCAACGAGCCCGAUGCCCGUGAGAUUGUUUUGAAGGCACUGUUCUUCAGCCCCGGUGACGAGGUCUUGGAGAAGAUUUUGAGCGAUCAAACAUCUGGAGCGACCUUGAUUUUCAAGGUUCUGACAACGCCAUUUUUUGAUGAAUCCAUUCGUGCAGAAGUAGUGAAGAAUGUGACGAAAGUUCUCACAAAGUUGAAGGCAACACCAAGCCAGGGGUAUAAGCGACUGAUGGACGAGGUUGGCCUCUCGUCUCGUGGCGCUGCCCGGGAUAGCCAUCAUGGACGGGAUCAUGGGUCUAACUCAGAGAAGCAACAACAGCGCCCCGCCUCUCGGCCUGCAGUUUCGAAUUACCCUUCUCAGUCAUCCAUAGACAGGCAGUAUAAUAGUCAAUUUGUUCCCACCAUGCUUGCUCAAAACUUGGAUAAUACCCGGUCCGAUCAGCAGCCAAAUGUUGCGUCGUUUGAUCCUUAUGCCAUCAAUGGAGUGAAUGGCCUUGGCUCUGCGGGUACUAUCAAUCCUUUGAACGGCGCUUCAGGCAUUAAUAGUUCGGGCUUCGGCCAAGACCCCUUGUUGCCACUUCAACAGGCGCAGUACCAGGCUUAUCUGGCUGCACAAUCCCGAGGUAUCUCGCCUGGUGGAAUUUACCCGAACCUAGGUACCACCAAUUUUGGAUAUCCAGGUGGAUCUCCUUCGGUGGACAACCUUCGGAGCAUACAGGCUCAGGGUAACCCCUUGUCUGGCGCUACGCAAAUGAGCCCCCCUGGCUCUAUGCUCAAUCAGCCAGGCUUUGGUCCCCAGCAGUUUAGCCCUGUCAUGGGCACGUCUCAGAUGUACCAGUAUCCUCAAUAUAAUUUCCAGCAGCCUGCCCAAGGACAGUCCGCUGGGGGACGACGUGGACGUGCCUGUGCAAGUCUCGGCAGUGGCUGGGCUUUCGAGUCUUUCGACGUCUCGCAGCAGAUCGGCCCCGGCACCAUCUUCGAAACGGAUGUACUUCCAGGGGUGACAUAUCACCUGACUGGUGCAUGCUCUUGCUGCCAGACUGGAGGCAUUAUCGUGGCAACGGGAUAUCAAAGCAGUAACUGUCUUCGCUGA